Messenger RNA from Melanotaenia boesemani (Boeseman's rainbowfish), 1396 nucleotides. RefSeq names its product gastrula zinc finger protein XlCGF8.2DB-like. The record is from RefSeq and is a predicted model, not a curated record. Gene Ontology annotation, cellular component: nucleus. Gene Ontology annotation, molecular function: DNA-binding transcription factor activity, RNA polymerase II-specific; RNA polymerase II cis-regulatory region sequence-specific DNA binding. The coding region runs from base 216 to 1301 and encodes 361 amino acids. Gene Ontology annotation, biological process: central nervous system development; regulation of transcription by RNA polymerase II. The transcript has 2 exons. Lineage: Eukaryota; Metazoa; Chordata; Actinopteri; Atheriniformes; Melanotaeniidae.
UGUUUUUAAACGAAGAAGCGAGCAGUACUAACGCAACACAACAGCGACAUCUUCGGUUUAUUCGCGGUGUUUACAGCAGAAUCUUUCAGCUGCAGCUCACGUUUACCGUCGGAACUUUUCAGUGUGACACACAAUAACAAAAAAGCGCCAUCAGCAGUGUGCGUGGACUGUUGUGUUGUCCCAUCUUAGCGGACUAUUUCAGUGUUUCAGCAAAAAUGUCUUCAGUUCAGCGUUUGAGAGAGUUUAUCAGCGAGCGACUAACUGCUGCUGCUGAAGAAAUAUUCACAGAGUUUGAAAAAACCAUCGUUCAGUACGAAGAAGAGAUCGAUCGUCAGCGCAGACUGCUGGAUAUCACCUGGAAUCCUCAAGUAAACCUAUAUACUAAAGACCUCCCACAACAACUUGUGUGUAAAGAAGAGGAUGUUCUCACUGACCAGCAACUCUCCAACCGGGAGAGGAACUCCAGUGUGGACCAGGAGAGGGCAGCACUUCCACAGAUUAAAAUGGAACAGGAGAAACUCAGCACUUCUCAAGAAAUAGAGGAGGUUCUGAAGGAGGAGGGAAAUAACAUUAUGGUAACUUCCACUUUUGAGGACGUCUCUGAGCAAGAAACUAGCUGUGACCAGCUUUACUGUCUCUCAACUCAGAGCCAAACUCAGGAAGGAAGAGCGCCUGCAGACUCAGGAUCAGCUGCUGAUUUGGAGAUUAACCCAGUGAAAAGCUGUCACAGAAACAGAAGUCAGAGUAACAACAUGGCCAACGCCACCACAGAAACUCAGUUUGAACCUGACAUAAGUACCAAGCAAGGACAAUGUGAUAUUUGUGGAAAAGGCUUUAGGUACAAGUACAGUUUAGAGCAGCAUUACAGAAUCCACACAGGCGUGAAGCCGUUUAAGUGUAAAAUAUGUGGGAAAGGUUUCACCCAAAAUGGUAAUAUGCAGUCCCACAUGAGAACUCACACAGGGGAGAAGUUGUAUUCUUGUGGAACAUGUGGGAAAAGAUUUGCUUACACCUGUAAUUUAAAUGUCCACAGGAGAACCCACACGGGUGAAAAAUUAUAUUCAUGUAAAGUAUGUGGGAAAAGUUUCACUCAGAAUAGUAAUCUGUUGUCCCACAUGAGAAGUCACACUGGUGAGAAGCCUUUCUUAUGUGGAACAUGCGGGAAAACAUUCAGUCUUAAAAAUAGUUUGUUGGUCCACGUGAGAAUCCACACGGGCGAGAAACCUUAUUCAUGCCGCGCAUGUGGGAAGAAUUUCAGUCAAAGGAGUAAUUUGAUGGCUCAUAUGAGAACACACACGUGAGAAGUUGUAUUCCUGAGAAACUUGGAAACUUGUAAUUUGAAUUUCACAGCUGUUACCUUUUUAUAUUUGAUUUAUUUCUAAUAAUAAAGUGAACU